Messenger RNA from Linum tenue, 1002 nucleotides. Lineage: Eukaryota; Viridiplantae; Streptophyta; Magnoliopsida; Malpighiales; Linaceae. The record is from the annotation of a GenBank genome assembly.
UUGAAAAAGAUGGGAAGGUUUGGUUUCUAUGGGGCAUUACUCUUCAUUCUUGGCCUGGUUUUAGCCAGCAGCAUUGGCUCUGCCCAUGCUCAAUUGAAGAUGGGUUUCUACUCCAAGAGCUGCCCAAAAGCAGAGAAGAUAGUGCAGGACUAUGUCAAUAAACACAUCCCCAAUGUUCCUUCUCUGGCUGCUACUUUCAUCAGGAUGCACUUCCAUGACUGCUUCGUCAGGGGCUGUGAUGCAUCGAUCCUUCUGAACACGACUUCAGGGGAGCAAACUGAGAGGCAGUCCCCGCCGAAUCUUUCGCUCCGAGGGUUCGACUUCAUCGACAGGGUGAAGAGCCUGGUGGAAGCUGCGUGCCCUGGAGUUGUGUCAUGUGCUGAUGUCCUCACUUUGGUCACCAGGGACUCCAUUGUUGCCACCGGAGGUCCUUCUUGGAAAGUACCCACUGGUCGAAGAGACGGCUUGAUCUCCCGAUCAUCAGAGGCACUCAACAACCUUCCUCCUCCAUUCGCCAACAUUAACACUCUCAGAACUAUGUUCGCCAGCCAAGGACUCGAUUUGACAGACCUCGUACUGCUUUCUGGUGCUCACACCAUUGGCGUCGCUCACUGCUCGUCCUUCACCAACCGUCUCUACAACUUCACCGGCAGGGGAGACGAGGAUCCAGCUCUGGACAGAAACUACGCGGCCAAUCUGAAGGCGAGGAAGUGUCGAAGCAUCAGCGACACCACGACGAAAGUGGAGAUGGACCCUGGAAGCAGGAACACGUUCGACCUUGGCUACUACAACCUCCUGUUGAAGAAGAGAGGGCUGUUCGAGUCGGAUGCUGCCCUGACUUCCAACUCUGCUUCACUGCGAGAGGUCAAUAAGAUUGUCAAGGGCUCUGUGAAGGAUUACUUUGCUAGGUUUGGCAAGUCCAUGGAGAAAAUGGGUCGCAUUGGUGUCAAAACUGGCUCCGUUGGUGAAAUCAGGAAGCAGUGUGGUCUUGUCAAUAGCUAA